Conger conger (European conger) is the source of this 5917-nucleotide messenger RNA. It is a transcript of the gene kcnq5b, whose product is annotated as potassium voltage-gated channel, KQT-like subfamily, member 5b. The coding region runs from base 522 to 3440 and encodes 972 amino acids. The record is from RefSeq and is a predicted model, not a curated record. NCBI's taxonomy places the organism in Eukaryota, Metazoa, Chordata, Actinopteri, Anguilliformes, Congridae. Gene Ontology annotation, biological process: transmembrane transport; potassium ion transport. Gene Ontology annotation, cellular component: membrane. Gene Ontology annotation, molecular function: voltage-gated potassium channel activity. The transcript has 16 exons.
GCGAAUGAUGCCGAUGCACGGACGGUGCAGAAGAAGAGCUGACGUUUGGCUUGUGUUUCGCAAUCCAUCUACAUAACAUACUUCCUGUGCGCGUGGAUGCCACGCUGUGUAAACUCAGUUGGCGUAGAGGAGCGAGAGACCCACAAGUCCUUCUGUGUUUCCCUCCCCUUGCCAAAUAUCUGCCAAGAAGAUAGUGACACUCCUUCAAAACCCCAAUGCCAUUCAGUUUCUCUCAGACCGCCACAGCGCUGUGGAUCCACGCGAACCCUUCCGACAAACAUCGGAGUACUUCAGCGAGCAAAGGAGGAAAGCGCGAGGGAGAGUAACGACAGUUGAAGAGGAGGAAAGGCGGUUAAACAGCUUUUGCUGUGCCUCAUUUGAAUAGUUUCAUUUCAUAACGCCAGAGCGGAUCAGUUUGCACAGUUGUACUUUAACCGUUCCGAACUCGCUCGGCGCAAUCCUACUUAUAUGUGCAUGACCCCGGAACCCACGACGCACUGCCAGCCUUCGCUGGUGAUGCCAUGCCCCGCAACCACAGCGGAGAUGAAGGAGGCUCGGGGCUCUGGAUGAAGACCUCGCCGGGGCACCGUGCAGAGGGCUAUGGAUUGAAAGAUGUGGAGUCUGGUCGAAGGACGAUGAACAACGCGGCGAGGACGGCCGACGGCUUGCUGUCGGCUGCGUCCGGCUCCUCUCCGGGCACAACAGGUGCAGGGGUUGCGGAAAACGUAAGGGGGGUGCAGGGAGCCCGCCUUAGCCUGCUUGGGAAGCCGCUUAUCUACAGCGCACAGAGCGGUCGGAGAAACGUGCGCUACCGGAGGCUUCAGAAUUACCUGUACAACGUGCUGGAGCGACCGCGUGCUUGGGCUUUCGUCUACCACGCCUUCGUGUUCAUCCUGGUGUUUGGUUGCCUGGUUCUGUCCGUGUUCUCCACCAUCCCAGCCCACCAGGACCUCUCCUCGCACUGCCUGCUCAUCCUGGAGUUUGUGAUGAUCGUGGUGUUUGGGCUGGAGUACAUCAUUCGCAUCUGGUCCGCGGGCUGCUGCUGCCGCUACAGAGGGUGGCAGGGCCGCCUGCGAUUCGCCAGGAAGCCCUUCUGCAUCAUCGACAUCAUAGUGCUCAUCGCCUCGGUUGCCGUGGUGUCCGCCGGUAGCCAGGGCAACAUCUUCGCCACGUCGGCGCUGCGCAGCCUGCGCUUCCUGCAGAUCCUGCGCAUGGUGCGCAUGGACCGCCGCGGCGGGACCUGGAAGCUGCUGGGCUCCGUGGUCUACGCGCACAGCAAGGAGCUGGUCACCGCCUGGUAUAUUGGCUUCCUGGUUCUCAUCUUCUCCUCCUUUCUGGUCUACCUUGUGGAGAAAGAGUUCAACACAGAGUUCGCCACGUACGCCGAUGCACUGUGGUGGGGCACGAUCACCCUCACCACCAUCGGCUAUGGGGACAAGACGCCCCAGACCUGGACAGGCCGGCUCCUCUCGGCGGGGUUCGCCCUCCUGGGCAUCUCGUUCUUCGCCCUGCCCGCGGGAAUUCUGGGAUCUGGUUUCGCCCUGAAGGUUCAGGAGCAGCACAGGCAGAAGCACUUUGAGAAGAGAAGAAACCCGGCCGCCAGCCUAAUCCAGUGUGUUUGGCGUAGUUAUGCGGCUGAUGAGAAUUCGGUUUCCAUAGCUACCUGGAAGCCUCAUUUGAAGGCGUUGCACACCUGCAGUCCUACAAAGAAAGACCAGGGGGAAACCUCUACAAGUAAGGUUCUUAGUAAUAAACAGAAGCUCUUCAGGAGGUAUACCACACGGAAACAUAGUCAGAAGCUGAGCUUUAAGGAGCGUGUGCGGAUGGCGAGCCCGCGGGGGCAGAGCAUAAAGAGCCGGCAGACGUCGGUGACGGACCGGCGCUCUCCGGGCGCGGAGAUCAGCGCAGAGGGCACCAGCCCCGCCAAGGUGCAGAAGAGCUGGAGCUUCAAUGACCGCACCCGCUUCCGCCCCUCGCUCCGCCUCAAGAGCCAAUCACGCGCCACCCCUGACGCUGACACAAACCUGAGUGUGGAUGACGGGUUCGAUGAGAAGGGCUGCCAUUGCGAGAUCUCCGUGGAGGACCUGACGCCCGCAGUCAAGUGCGUGAUACGAGCCGUCAGGAUAAUGAAGUUCCACGUGGCGAAGAAGAAGUUUAAGGAGACGCUGCGUCCGUACGACGUGAAGGACGUCAUCGAGCAGUACUCUGCCGGGCACCUGGACAUGCUGUGCAGGAUCAAGAGCCUGCAGACACGGCUGGACACCAUUGUGGGUCCACAGCACACCCUGGGCAGCAAAGCCAAGACCCUUUCCUCCCCCUCCCUGCACCCAUAUUACAGCCAGCAUGGAAGGAAGCACUCUUCCACGGGAGUGGACCAGAUUCUGGGCAAGGGCCAGAUUCCCGUGGACAAGAAGGUCCGGGACAAGCUGCUAUCGGACAGCGACACACUGGAGGACGUCAGCAUGCUGGGGCGCGUGUGCAAAGUGGAGCGGCAGGUUCAGUCCAUCGAGUCCAAGCUGGACUCGCUGCUGGAUAUCUACCGACAGGUCCUCCGCAAGGGCUCGUCCUCGGCCCUGACCCUCUCCUCGCUCCCCCUGUUCGAGCUGGAGCAGACCUCGGACUACCAGAGCUCCUUCCUGAGCAAGGACCUGUCCUGCUCCACCCAGGUGUCCCGCUCCACCAGCGGCAACCUCCCCCGGGGCCUCCACCUCAUCCUGGCCCCCAACGAGCUCGGCCUCAACCUCAACGGCUCCCACCCCAGCUCCUUCAGCCCCUCACCCCUGCCCCCCGGCCAGCCGCAGACCCCCCCCGAGGAGGGCUCCGGUAACGCCACGCCCCCGGCUGCGCUCUCGCCCGCCAGCGCCCCCGGGGGGAACCCCUUCCCCAGUCUGGUGCGCCCCCCUCCUCCGCCCCCGUCCGGGACCGGCGCCCCCAACGCCAGGCCGCGGGACGGCCAUCCGGCCGAGAGCGGGGGGCCCUACGCAGGCGGGCAGCGGGCGCCGGGCGGGGGGGUGCAGCUGCGGAGCAAGCCCAGCGCCAAGGAGGAGGGCUCCUGGAGGAGGCACCUGAGCCUGGAGACAGAGGGGUCGGGCGGCGGCGGGGGUGCGGUCCUGGGGAAAUCCCUGUCCGCGCAGAACCUGGCGCAGCUCGCGGGCGCGGACCGCCCGCCCCCCGCCGUCUCCCCCGGCAACAGCAGCAGCAGCGGCGGCAGCGGCCCCGCCCCCGCGGGCGGAGACUGGGGCGAGGCGGAGCUUUUCAUCAGCGACAGGGACCUCGAAGCUCCAGCGAGCGGCGCCUUCGACUUCCUGUCGCGGCCCACCUCCGACCCCGCCUUCGCCCCCGAGCUCCCGAGGACUGCCGGCAGGGGCAGCGCCCACUGCGUUCGGACCGCCGAUGGCAGCACAGAGUCUCUGAGCAUGCCCCACGUCCGGCUAAAAUAGCCAUGCCACCAGCCUGCCAAGCCCUUGGCUCUGACUGCAGGCUCAAACUUUGGUCUGGGGGCUUUUUUAAAUUUUAUUUUUGUGGGGAAGGGUAGUAUUAGGCUUUUUUUUUUCUCUAAUUAGUUAAUUAAAACAUGUGGUACUUCCUGAACAUUUUGACCAUACAUCACAUAUCAUUGCAUGGAGUAUUCUUUGAAAAAAACCACAAAAAAAAACCAUUUAAAUAAAUAAUAACCAAGUGGGUAAACAAGGGUAGAGAAGGAGAAUGAUAGAUUGCUAAAAAAAAAAAUACAGAAAUGGAAAAGCGAGCAGAAAGAUGGCAUCCUGAGAGAUGAUGAUGUGACCUUUGAACUCGCUCAUGCAUGAGCACCCUGCAUGAUGUAAUAGAACUUGAGGACGUGCACACCGGGCCUAUUCCGUUAGCUGUAGAAACACAGAGUCCAUCGGCUGGUCUGCCUGCAUGUGUCUGCAAGUUCUACAUACAGUCUGCUAGCAGUAAUGCCUGGUAAUGACACAAUUCCACAGUCCAGCUUAUUAAACGACUGUCUUAAAAUACACCUACAGUGCAUUCGCACGGUAAGAAAUAUAAUACUUUCGGUUGAAUGUACCAAGCAUCGAUAUGUUCUGCUUCAGCUUCCUUUGGGUUCCCAUUCAGACACAUAUUGAGUUUUACUCAAACUGUUUUAUUUUUUGUCAAAAGCACAGGCUUAAGUUUGACGAACUACGAUAGUUUAAACUGCCGUCAGACAAUGUGAAGAGGUAUCACCUGGUUAAACGUGUCCGUCAUAGCGAAUUACAAACGGGAAAAGGGGACAGGGAAAGCCCCGUUGGGUCGAGAGGCAUGAGUGGGCGGAGUUAAGAAGAGGUUGUACUUAAUUGAACCCUGUGGGGUAAUGUGUCCUCCCAUCGUAGUUACUUAGGAGUAGUGGGCAGCCACCGUGGGAGACCUAGGGACCCACUCCAGUUCUGAGGCCAGUGCCUUGGUCAAGGGCAGCGGCAGGAGCACACCGAACCUGACACGCGUGUCUUUGAGUGUGGGAGGAAAGCAGCGUAACCAGGUAACUGGACUAAUGGUAUAUGGCAGAGCCAAACCUGUGAUUUCAGUCUCUUCAAUCUCCAAACCUGUGAUUUCAGUUCUGUCACACAAUACUAUAGGCUGCAGGCUGCACAACAAGACCUGUCUGUGUGCUACGCUUGAUGUUUACACUACAUCAUUGUACACUAGAGCUUAUGCCAGCUGAUGGAGAAUUAUGAGUAGAACGGAUUGCAAACAAAAUAAUGGCUGCUAUGAAACAAAUGACACCGUGCUCAUACAGGACAGAUAAAAAAUGUCUACUUUUAUGCAAUUUUUUUGGUAAAUCAGUUGUUUGUCCCUUGUUUUUUAACAAGGCUGCGUUGUUAUUGCGUUUUUCUCUCAAAACAAAUGCCUGCUUCAAUGGAGAAAUGAGAGAAUGUGUGAAAAUGUUUCAAAAUUAUUUAUGACUUUUUUUCCUGGACAGGAAGACACUGCAGUCUUAAUGCUCUGAAGUGAGAGCAAACUCACCAUGACAGCUAAAAUAACCACAUUUUAAUUAUUGCUUUUUUCUUUCUUUUUCUACCUACUUUUGGAUGUUUCAUGUUCCAAGAGCCUUUGCUUAACUGAAUGAACAUACUGUAGAAUGUAUAUAUACUGUAUAUCAUUAUGUUAAUACGCAUAUGAAACUUGCAAUUCUGUCUAGAUUUAAUAUUGUUGAAGAUAAAAAGAAAUGCCUCAUACUCUACGAUUAGGGGGGCACAGGUACGACAUAAGGAAGCACAAAUAUCUGGAAAUUUGCAGUUGCCUGCAAAAGGGUGACGUUGUAUUACAGAACAGUCAUUAGUUAUAACAGGUAUAAUAAAUACUAGAUUACGUAAAAGAAAGCAUUUUAAACCAGUUAUAGGUCAUUCACAAAACAUUGAAAACGAGAAUGAUUAUGGUUAAAAGCAUGGUCUGCAGACUGCACACACACAUACGCACGCCACACACAUGCAUGCGCACACACACGGACAUGCACACACACAGACAUGCACGUGCAUACACACAUGCAUACAGACACACACACAAAUACACAUGCACACACACAUACACGUGCACACACACACUUACUGGUUUAUUUCCCCAAGUUUUCAUAAAGAUAUUUUCAUGGUGCCUUUAAUGCAUAUAUAUGUAAUUUCUUCUGUUUUUAUCCCAGUGAGGAUCAUUUUGAAGGUGGGAUGAUCACACUUAAGAAUUUCUUAGACCCUCGGAUGUCAGUUGAUCAUGAGUUUUUUUUUUUUCCAUAGUUAACUUAUUUCACAAAACUGGCCUUAAAAGUGUUUGCUUGAGAAUUUCUUCAUUAUAUUUCAUCAAUCUAAUCUAUUUAAAUAGAUUAUGUGCACAUAACGAAACUUACCUAAACCUUGUAAUGUAAGAAAAAAAGUCAAAAGAACUUUUAUUCUCAUACAUCAAUAAAGCAGAG